This is a messenger RNA of Striga asiatica, 1722 nucleotides long. The record is from the annotation of a GenBank genome assembly. NCBI's taxonomy places the organism in Eukaryota, Viridiplantae, Streptophyta, Magnoliopsida, Lamiales, Orobanchaceae.
AUGAGUAUGUGGAAUCUUUUUGUGAAACAGAUGAAAGGAUUUGUUGUUAGUGUUGUUUGUAAUGACAUGAAUAUCAGGUUUAUUGCAGUAGGGUCAUUUGAAGGCUAUGUUGCUAUAGUUGGUGGUCUUCUCGAUGCGUGCGGCCUCUGUGGCUGCGCACAUCUUUCGGUCGCUCCAGUCUCACCUCAAUGGCCAAUCUCUCAGUCACCGGCCCUUUGCAAUUUCGAACGGGUUCAUCGCGGCGGGAUUUCAGACGUAUAUCGGCCGCACCGCGCCUUUGCCAUUUCAGACGACUCGAAGGUCUACAUUCCUCUCGUUAGACUAGUUUACCGGCAGCUUGCAAGAGAACUAGACUUUUCUCUUCACUGGAUAAAGGGUAACAAAACUGUUUACAAUUCAAAUAUGGAGAUGAUAAAUCUCUUUUGCAGCGAAAAGGGCUUGCAAGAGUGUGUUGGGAGAUACCAUGGUGAUAAUCUUAUAAGCCGAUUACCCGAUGACAUUCUCCUUAUUAUCUUAUCUUUCCUCCCAUUGAAAGAAGCUGGGCGAACAAGUGUUCUUUCUUCUUGUUGGAGAAACCUGUGGAGUUACACCUCACAUCUCAACUUUGAUGACUAUAGUCGAUGGAGAAGGUUAUCCUGGCUUCAGAAAUUCACAGUGUCAGUGUUGAGAGGGAAAAGUAUUUUAGUCAAAUCAGCCACAAAGUCAAUUACGAAGUGGCUUGAAUUUGCUUUUGAGAGGCACAUCGAAAAGUUGGAGUUGAACCUUUCAGAUGGUGACUGUGGUCAUCUCCCACAUGAAAUGUACGCGUUUCCUCAAGAGUUAUGCAGUUCAGACCAUCCUUACAAAUCUAGUAGACUUUUCAACUGCAAGUCCAUAAAAAUGUUGUCCUUGGACUGUAUUAAUAUCUCUGGUGAAACUAUUGAGUUUCUCUUACGUGGCUGCCCAUUGCUUGAGCAGUUAAUUGUCCGUGCCUCUGAUAAAUUGACACGUCUUGAAGUUUGUGGACCAUCCCUUGUAUUAAAGCAUUUGGAGAUAUUGAUGUGCAGUUAUUUAAAAUCCUUAAGAAUUUCUGCUCCGAAUCUAUCUUCACUUGUGCUGUAUAAUAUACGAGGCGUCUUGCUUGAGGAUGUUCAAAUGCUUACUAGUGUUAAUGUGACCUCUGUGGAGCCUUCUUCUACGUAUGUAGAGAGAUUAAUUCCUACAUUGCUUUGCUGUCUUUCCCAAUUGGAGAUUCUCACCUUGGACAUUUGUAGUAAGAGGGAGCUUCUAUCGAUGCUCAAAUUCCCCAUGAUGCCUAAACUUAAGAAGUUGGUCAUCACUAAAGUUUUACGUGGUGUGGACUCGAGUCUUCUUGGCCUGUCUCAUUUUAUCAGUGCAUCUCCCAACCUGCGAGAAUUUGAGAUACAGCAAAGGUGGUCUAAAGUUGAAAGGUCAAACAACGAAAUUCAGAAGGGAUUGAAGCACUUCCCACUGCACCAGCAUCUGAAUGUUUUUCGGUUUUUAGGUUAUUAUGCUUGCCCGAGUGACGUUGAAUUAGUCAACUACUUGUUGGAGAACUGUGUCACGCUUAAGGAAAUCAUUGUUGAUACCCAAACUCCUCUACGUUCGGCCUACGAGCCACUUGAUCCUGAACAAUUAGAAUUGGCUGAAAUAGCAAAGGGUUACGCAAAGCAGCAGCUGGAGCAGUUAGUACCUAACCACAUUAGCUUAUUUAUAUGCUAA